AUGGUGUCAUACUUUUCGGGCAGCCGAAUUAGCGCUCUUGGCCUAGCAGUCUUGGCCUCUCCUACCAGGGCUGCACCAUGCGACAUAUACGCUCAGGGUGGCACACCUUGCGUAGCAGCGCAUAGCACGACCCGUGCCUUAUACAGCGGCUACAUCGGGCCCCUAUACCAGGUCUUGCGUGGUUCAGACGGUGGGCAUCUGAAUAUUUUGCCCGUGUCAGCCGGCAGCGUUGCCAAUGCCGGGGCACAGGAUGCGUUUUGUACCGGCACCACCUGCGUGAUUACGAUUAUCUACGAUCAAAGUGGCCGAAACAACCACAUUACUCAGGCCCCGCCUGGCGGAUUCAACGGCCCCGACGUCAGUGGCUAUGAUAAUCUUGCUAGCGCAAUCGGCGCACCUGUCACGCUGGACGGUAAAAAGGCAUACGGAGUUUUCAUAUCUCCGGGCACUGGCUACCGAAACAACAAAGCCAAUGGCACAGCUGUCGGCGAUGCAAGCGAGGGCAUGUAUGCGGUCCUCGACGGUACACACUUCAACGGGCAGUGCUGCUUCGACUACGGGAAUGCGGAGACAAACAAUCGCGAUACUGGCAAUGGCCACAUGGAAGCCAUCUACUAUGGCGAUUCGACAUUCUGGGGCUCCGGCUCCGGAAAUGGCCCAUGGAUUAUGGCUGAUCUUGAGAAUGGUCUUUUCUCGGGUGCUUCCACGGGUAAAAAUGACGGUAACCCGUCCAUAAAUGCUCGUUUCCUGACAGCAACUGUCAAGGGCGGCCCAAACAAAUGGGCAAUUCGUGGUGCUAGUGCAAACUCGAACGACCUGUCAACGUUUUACGACGGCGCGCGUCCAAAUGCGCAAGGCUACAACCCUAUGAGCAAGGAAGGCGCUAUCAUUCUGGGUAUUGGCGGAGACAACAGCAACGGCGCGCAGGGUACAUUCUACGAAGGCGCCAUGACUUCUGGCUAUCCUUCGGACGACACCGAAGCUCUGGUGCAAUCCAACAUUGCCGCCGCCAAGUAUGCCGUCACGGCUCUUACAAGCGGUCCAGCGCUGGCUGUCGGCUCUACAGUAUCCCUGCAGGCUACGACGGCUGGGUUCACUGCGCGUUUCAUUGUUCACAACGGCUCCGCUAUUGUCAGCGAAGUCGUGUCUUCUUCGAGCACCGCAGCGCUCAAAGGCCGGGGGAGCUGGGUUGUCCGCACUGGGCUUGGCAACGCAGGAUGCGUUUCCUUUGAAGCUAGCGAUACUCCGGGCAGCUACAUGCGACACUUCAACUUCCAGCUUCAGUUGAACCCGAGUGAUGGUACCAAGCAGUUCAAUGAAGAUGCUACAUUCUGUCCACUUGCUGGUUUAAGCGGGGAAGGCAACUCAUUUCGAUCAUGGAGUUUCCCCACUCGCUACUUUCGCCACUACUACAACGAACUGUAUAUUAGUAGCAAUGGCGGCGUCCAUGAAUUUGAUAACCGAGCAUCUUUCAACACUGAUAUCACCUGGAAGGUCGGAAAAGGAUUUAUCUAG
Messenger RNA from Akanthomyces muscarius, 1515 nucleotides. RefSeq lists its product as uncharacterized. Gene Ontology annotation, molecular function: alpha-L-arabinofuranosidase activity. The record is from RefSeq and is a predicted model, not a curated record. Gene Ontology annotation, biological process: pectin catabolic process; L-arabinose metabolic process; arabinan metabolic process. NCBI's taxonomy places the organism in Eukaryota, Fungi, Ascomycota, Sordariomycetes, Hypocreales, Cordycipitaceae. The transcript has a single exon. The coding region runs from base 1 to 1515 and encodes 504 amino acids.